Messenger RNA from Myxocyprinus asiaticus (Chinese sucker), 7534 nucleotides. Its product is annotated as unconventional myosin-XVIIIb-like. Lineage: Eukaryota; Metazoa; Chordata; Actinopteri; Cypriniformes; Catostomidae. Gene Ontology annotation, cellular component: myosin complex. The transcript has 42 exons. Gene Ontology annotation, molecular function: protein binding; ATP binding; cytoskeletal motor activity. Bases 286 to 6813 code for a protein of 2175 amino acids. The record is from RefSeq and is a predicted model, not a curated record.
CAAGAGUAAAUCAAAGCAGUACAAAAGAGCAGAAUUGUGGAACUCUGUGGUUUGAAAUCAUCUGUAUUGGGUUACAUGUCAAACUGGGUCCUCUAAUGUUGAUCUUGAUUUGUGUUGAAAUAAUUCCCAGAAUUUUCCCGUUUGCAGCACGUUUCCUGGGGCAAAGUGUUUCCCAAACAGGGUAUGUCGUCCCACCUCCCCUUGCUGCAGGAUAUUUAUAGCACAGUCUUGUGUUAACUCAGCUGCCAUGCGUGUGUGUGUGCGCACACAUGCACAUGGCUGUCUAUGCCACUCUAUUUCAGGCUAGCUUCACCCCUCUCAGUGAGUGACAGUGAGACUGUGUGCCUUGCGUUUGGCCUCAGAUUUUCGGAGUUUCACACAUACAAAACUGUUAUUGGAUAUAUUUUCCCAGUCCAUAGACGAAGCCAUCACAAGAUCAAGGAGGAGAAGAAGCCACCAGCCACUGCUGCCGCCACUGUACAGUCGCCGCCGCCUCUCUCCGCCGUACCGGGAGGAUUCCUCAAACAGCUGGUGAGAGAGACCGAGAAAGAGACGCGUCACAAAGAGCCAGAGCUCAAAGAGGAGAAGGCGCCCCGGAAACUGAGCGAUAACCUGGUCCAGCAUUUCUUACUUCCUGACGAAACUCCCCCAAUACUCGAAGCAGAGAUGGCACUCCGAGCAGAGCAACUGGUGAAUGGGGAACGAAGUCGCCACACCACAAUGACAGAGAAGAAAACAUCUUCUUCCAGGAGGAUAAUGUCACCUGACCCAAACUAUCAGAAUACAGACUCUAAACCCACCUCUCCAGAAAUCAACGGCCAGGAACCGGCUUCCAGUAUAGAAAGUAAUUUAGAAAAAGCUAAGUCUCCAGAGCUACCAGUGGAAAAAGACAGGAAGGAAGCGGUCAAGGUACAAAAGGAAUUUAACGCAGUGAAACAGGAAGUGAAAAAGGUUAGGCAAGAGCCAGACGGUCAACUAGUAACCCCCAUAAGAGAGGAACCCAAGGUACCAGUGAGGGAUGUAUGGUAUGAAGCUGGCAAGGUGUGGUAUUUUCAUAAAGACGGCUUUUCACUCGCCACUCAUCUGAAGCCGGACGAGGGCACCACAGAGCUGCCUGACGGCAGGGUGAGGGUUCGACUAGAGUCAGACGGGUCCAUCCAUGAUGUAACCCAAUAUGAGAUUGAAAAGCUGAAUCCACCUGAGCUGGACCUCUGUGAGGACUUGAGCGAUCUUGUGAGCGUGAACGAGUCGAGUGCCCUUCACACUUUGACCAGUCGAGCUAAAGGGUAUCACCCUCUCACCUAUGCUGGACCCAACCUGCUGGCGAUGUGGCCGCCUCUGUCUCCACCUGGCAAGGGGCUUCGGAGUAGAAGCUGGGAGUCCUGGGAGGCCCCUGGCCCGCUGCAGGCUCUGGUGAGGAGGUUGUAUGUGUCCAUGGUGAGCCAGCGGAAAGACCAGACACUGGUGGCUUUGGGCCGCAGCGGCACGGGCAAGACCACUUCCUGUCAGUCAUUUUCACAGGAGCUGCUCAAACAAGCAGGCACUGCUGGAGGAAGCCUGACCUUAGAGCGGCUGCAGGCAGUGUUUACUGUGCUGCGCUCUUUCGGGUGUGUGAGUUCUGCUCACAGUGAGUCCUCCACCCGAUUCGCUAUGGUGCUGUCUCUGGACUUCAACCACGCUGGACUCGCAGCAGCCGCACACCUGCAGACCAUGCUGCUGGAGAAAUGGCGGGUGUGUCAGAGGCCGGAGGGAGAGAGUAACUUCCUAGUGUUCUCACAGAUGCUGGCAGGCCUCAGCACAGACAUGAGGACUCAGCUACAGCUGCACCAGCUAAAGGAGCACAACUCAUUUGGUAUUACAUGCCCAACCAAGGUGGAUGAAAAGCAAAGAGCUUCAGUGGGUUUUGGGAAACUGCUGGCUGCCAUGAACACAUUGGGAUUCUCAAUGGAUGAGCAGAAAGCCAUUUGGCAUGUUUUGGCAGCAAUAUACCAUCUUGGGGUCGCAGGAGCAUGCAGAGUGGGCCGUAAGCAGUUUAUGAGUUUUGAUAGUGCGCAGACAGCCAGUGCCAUCCUAGGCUGUGAGGGGGAAGAGCUCCAUACGGCUGUCUUCAAACAUCACUUGAGACAGUUACUGCAGAGAGUGACUGGAAGCUUCAGAGAGAGACACUCAACUGAUGAACCAGAGGAAGGUCCUAAACUGAGUCCUGUUCAGUGUGUAGAGGGCAUGGCUGCUGGGCUCUAUGAGGAACUCUUUACCACAAUUGUGUCUCUCAUUAACAGAGCGCUGCACUCUCAGCAGCUAACGCUGGCCUCUGUGAUCGUGGUGGACACCCCGGGCCUGAGGAACCCCAGACACAGCGGGGAGGACCGGGCUGCUGGCUUCUCUGAACUCUGCCACAACUACUUACAGGAGAGACUGCUGGAGCACUACUACAAUCAUACAUUCUCACACACACUGGGGAGAUACACACAGGAAGGAGUGCCUGUGGACUUUUCCGCACCUGAGACGAGUCCUUCAGAGGUGGUGUCUGCUGUUGACCAGCCCGGACUGCAGGUGCGAGGGCCAGAGGGUGACUCUCGUGGAAUCUUGUGGGUUCUGGAUGAAGAGAUGGUCACUCCUGGUUCCACAGAGAGCUCGGUUUUGGAAAGAGUGUGUCAAUACUUCGGUGGGACAGUGCGUCAAUGUGAGCAGCCUCUGCAGUGUGAGAUUGCUCAUCUGAUGGGUUCUGAUCCGGUCCGCUAUGAUCUUUCUGGCUGGUUCAGUCUGGUCCAGAACAAUCCAUCUGCCCUUAAUGCCAGUUCCCUGCUGCAGAAUUCCUCAGUUGGAGUAGUGAAGGCCCUGUUUGGUCCGCGGGCAUCAGUGCCUCCUCUCUGUCGGGGUUUGGGUGGUGUUGAGGGCGUGUCACAGCGUUCAUUGGAGAGGAGCGGCACAGUGCGCAAGACUCUGAGCGGUGGGAUGGCGGCCCUCAGGAGACAUUCUCACUGCAUCUCAGUCAAACUGCAGGCGGAUGCUCUGGUCAAUCUGAUUCGGCGAGCACGACCGGUCUUCCUGCAGUGUCUGAAUGCCAAGACAGUUGGCAGUGGCUUUGAUGUUCCUGCUUUGCGUGUACAGCUGCACUGCACACACCUACUGCCUGCACUACAGCUGUACAGAACAGGUUACCCCGAGCACAUGUCUUUCAGUGAUUUCCGCUGUCGGUUUCAGGCUCUCUCCGCUCCUGUAAUGAAGCGUUAUGGUUCUGUCUUCAUUACUCCAGACGAACGGAAGGCUGUGGAGGAAUUAUUGAUCGAUCUGGAUCUGGACAAGAAAAGCAUUGUUUUGGGUGCAAGCAGGGUGUUUAUGAAGCGUGGUGUUCUGAAGUAUUUAGAUCAACAGAGAGAUCAGUUGGUGAGCAGUUGGCUCGUUGAGCUUCAAGCCGCCUGUCUGGGUCACGUGGGCCGCCAGAAAUAUCGCUGCAUGAAGGUUCAGCAGAUGGCAGUGAGCUGUGUUCAGAGGAAUCUGCGCGUGCUCACUGCAGUCUCCAGCUGGAGCUGGUGGAAGCUGCUGUGCAGAGUGCGCCCCCUGCUGGACGUCAACAUGGAUGACCAGCGGCUCAGAUCCAAAGAGGAGGAGAUCACCGUUUUGAGGAGACGCUUGGAAAAGUCAGAGAAAGAACGAAAUGAGCUGCGUCAGACUGCAGACAACCUGGAGACCAAGGUGACAGCUGUAGUAUCUGAAUUAAGUGAUGAGCGGUUCAGAGGAGAGGCCAUAAGUCAAGCUCUAGAUGUUGAGCGAACUGAAAGAUUGCGGCUAACCAAAGAGAACAAAGAACUGCAGAGUCAUCUGGACCAGAAUAAAGUCUCUCUUGAGUCUCUUGAGAAGCAGUUAGAGGCAGAAAAAGAGAAAGUGAAGAAUAAAGAAGCACUCGGUGGAGUAGCCACAGACAGUGAGCUGCAGCUGCAGUUAGAGUGUGCGCAGACAGAGGUGGAGUUUCUGCGCAGGCGUCUGCGUCAGACAGAGGAAAGACUGGAAGGUGAAAAAGAAGCCCGACAACAGCUGGACACAAAGGUCCAAGAACUGCAGUCUCAGCUAGAACAGUCCAAACGCUCAGUGACAGAUCUAAAACGCCACUGCAGGCGGUUGACCUCUGACCUGCAGGAUGCCCGCGUGCUUACAGACAGCCUGCAGGGCCGCGCUCACGAGCUUGACAGGAAACAGAGGAGGUUUGACAGCGAGUUGACCCAAGCGCUAGAACAGGCUGAUAAUGAGCAGGAACAGAAGGAGAGGAUGAUCCAGGAGAAUACCACCCUCAGAGCCGAGAUCUUCACACUUCGCAAGAUGCUGAAGGAGAGUCAGUCAGAGGUGUCUCACCUGCAGCAGCAGAAGGAGGAGUUGUGUGCUCAGAUUCGUGAUCUCAGUGUUCCACUCCACCUGACUUCAGACUCCAUCCCUGAACUGAAGAAACAGCUGCGUGAGCUGGAGAGCAGAGACAAGGAGCACUCAGAGGAGAUCAACCAGAUGACAGCUAAAAUCAAACAGCACGAGCAGAUGCACCUGCGCUUUGAGUUGGAGAUGGAGAGGAUGAAGCAGAUUCAUCUGAAAGAGCUGGAGGACAAAGACGAGGAGCUUGAGGAUGUGCAGAAGUCCUCACAGAGACGAUUCAGACAGCUGGAGAUGCAGUUGGAACAGGAAUAUGAGGAGAAACAGAUGGUGGUUCAUGAGAAACAUGACUUGGAGGGACUGAUUGCCACUCUGUGUGAACAGGUGGGCCACAGAGACUUUGAUGUGGAGAAGAGGCUGAGGCGAGACCUGAAGCGCACCCACGCCCUGCUCAGUGACACCCAGCUGCUGCUGUCCACCGUUGAUCAGCCCGGGCAGGGUUAUGACCCUGGUGCCAAGGAGCAGCUGGAGAGGCUGCGCUGCCAGUUGGAGGACAGUGAAGCUCGACGGCUGGAGACUGAAAGUGUACAGAAGACUCUUGCCGCAGAGUUGGAGAAUGCUCAGAUGGAGCUGGAGAACAUUUGCAAGCAGAAGGGCCUGGUGGAUGAGCAGCUGGCUCAGCUGCGGUUCGAAAGGACAGACUUGAUGAAGAGACUCGAGGAAGACCAGGAGGACCUCAAUGAGCUCAUGCAGAAGCACAAAGCCCUCAUUGCUCAGUCCUCCAGUGAUAUAUCUCAAAUCAGGGAGCUUCAAGCUGAACUGGAGGAGCUGAAGAAACAGAGACAGGCCCUACAAGAGGAGCUGCAGAAAAGUGUAGCUCGUAUACAGUUCCUGGAUUCGUCUACGGUGGCCCGCAGCAUUGUGAGCAAGCAGGAAGCUCGUAUCUGUGAUCUGGAGAACAAACUGGAGUUCCAGAGAGGACAGGUCAAGAGAUUUGAGGUCUUGGUUCUGCGUCUGAGGGACAGUGUGGUCCGGCUGGGAGAGGAACUGGAGCAGGCGGCCCAGGCUGAGGCCAGAGAGAGAGAUAACUCCAGAUACUAUCAGCAGAGACUGGCGGAUAUGAGACUGGAAAUGGAAGACCUGAGUGUCAGAGAGCAGGAGAGCAGCCGGCGACGCAUGGAUCUGGAAAUGCAAGUGGAAGAGCUUAGCGCAGUAAGACAGACGCUGCAAGCCGAUCUAGAGACAUCGAUCCGGCGUAUCGUUGAUCUACAAGCUGCCCUGGAGGAGGUGGAGUCAAGUGAUGACAGCGACACUGAAAGUGUGCAGACGGCUGUGGAGUCCUUCACUAGAAAGAAAGAUCUUGACAGUAUGUCCAGCGUUGGUUCCAGUGUGGGUACAGAAGAUGUUGGUGAAGGUAUCCGUCAUUGGAUGGGUGUGCCACGAAGGGCCAGAGGAGGCGAAACUUCUCCUUACGCAGGAAGCAGUUCUGGCCGCCAAUCUGUUACUGACACCAUGAGCACCUACAGUUUCAGGUCUUGCUCUCAGGACCUGGACGAAGAUGCCAAAGAAAGUUCUGUAGGUCUUGGCAAAGCGUCGUCUUCCACGGCCCUGUCUGAACUUCUGGAGGGUUUGAGGAAGAAGCGUGCUGGGUGGGAAAGAGGCUCAGAGGCAGGUGAGGGUAGCACCGUGUCCCUACCCAUCUAUCAGACCACAGGGGCCUCCACACUCCGUCGCAGAGCCUCAGCGCUGUCACUAGAAGCAGAAGAAGGUCUGGAGGACCUGCCCCGACCUGGCAUACUAAAACCUCCCAGUCCCCAUCUACCUCGUGCCUCCAGUCUACGCACCCUGUCCGAUGCGGGACCAACUUCUUCCACAACCACAUCUACCACAGGAAAGAUUGGUCGCUACAGUUCCUGCGACUCCCUCACAUCCGUGACCUCCGCUGCAAGUUCCCGCCACCACUUGUCCAGCCUUGCUAUCCCGGAGGAAAGUGAGGAGGAGCCCAGCAUGAAAGCCCUGCCCCCUGUUGGCUCCUAUCAGCCAAUCCGUCGUCGUCUACUUGGAGGUCUGGUGGCCGAGGGUGGAGAGUCUCAACUAGGGGCAGAGCCUCUUGUGUUCCAGAAUCGGCGACACCUUGGCAACCAAGACAAGGGAAGGGCAGGAGAUGAUGUAGGGGAUGCCAACUUGGACAUUCUCCCAGCAAUCCGACGAGUGCCGUCCACCAGCAGCCUGGCAUCUAGUAGCUCCAGAGGGGGCCAGAGACGAGCCCUCAGUGUGCAUUUUGGGGAGUUGCCCCCACCAAGAUUGGCACGUAGGGAGUCUGACUCGGAUUCCUCAAGUUCUGGAGGAUCUCAGCAGCGCCGUGGGCCUCAGGGAGAGAGGUUGGAAGCCGAGGGCAGUGAGGAUGUCAACUCCGUGAUGAAGAAGUACCUCAAAAAAGCAGAAGUCGAUUAGCAGGCUCAACGAGGUUAAGCUUAAAUAUCCACUGACCUGCCUUACAUGAAAAGGGAUAGUUCACCCAAAAAUGGAAAAUGUCAUUUACUAACCGACUUAGUUCAGAAUGGCAUUUUGAACAUAAAAACCCUCAUGGAGUUGAACACCAAAUUAGAAGUUUAAGAAUUGUCAUACCACUCUCUAUCGUAGAAUGAAAGUACAUUAAAAGUAGUUCUUAUGUGUUAUAUUCAAAGCCUUCUUAAGCCAUACGAUAGCUUGUGGUUUUGGACUGACAUACAAAUGACAGAAUUUUCAUUUCGGAUGAACUAGCCUUUACACAAUACUGUUUAAAAAAAAUCUGAAAAAUGAGCAACAUAUGGAAAUAUAUUUAAUUGUGAGAAACUGUUAACCAUUUAAUCAGUCUUUUUUCUAAUGACAGUAUAGAAGAAAGCAUGGAGAAUCAUCCAUGUAGAAUGCAUUGAGGCAUAUUUACUGGAAGCACAAAUACACUUGAGAAAUUAUUUUGAACACUGUUUGUACACAUGAAUAAAGAUGUUAAAGUGAGAAUGCUCAUUUAAUUCCUUAUAUUCUCACAGUAAACAAGCCCUUGGUUUGAGCCACGCUGAUGCCUGGGGUGUGCAUCAGGUCAAGGAAAUGAAUCUUGACCAGCAAGCGCUCUUUCUCCCUCACAGCAGUCAGUGUAAAUUUGUUGAAUGCCAACAGAUGUAAAUAAAAAUGUCAA